This is a messenger RNA of Porites evermanni, 2356 nucleotides long. NCBI's taxonomy places the organism in Eukaryota, Metazoa, Cnidaria, Anthozoa, Scleractinia, Poritidae. The record is from the annotation of a GenBank genome assembly.
AUGGACAACAUGGAAAUUCCCGAAUUAAGUAAGGAAGCGAAACGGCUCGGGCUCAGAAGCUAUUCGAGACUGAGAAAGCAGGAGUUGAUUGAGAAGAUACAGCGGGACUGGCUGCUGAAAAGCGAACGGCUUCCGAUAUUCUUGAUGAAGAAAUUCCGAUGGACUUCGAUAAACCAGUUCUCAACCCCUAAAAAAUACGUAAGGGUUCCGGAAAUCCAAAUAACAGAUACCGAAAAAGAAAAACAAGAAAAGGAAAGCAGAGAAAUCGAGGAGAUGCUUGGAUUGAGGGGCGGAGCACGGGAUCACAGCCCCGCCGGAGGCCGUUUACCAAAAAUAAAAAUACCAAAUCCCGAGGAAGCCGAGCGCGAAAGAAAAAUCAAAGAGAUAAACAGAAACCGCCCCAGAUUUCAAAUGGUGGAAACAGCCAGCGUAUUGGGAGGUACGAGGAGACAAUUUACAAUUACAAGCAAAGAACAAGGUUUUGGUCCCAGGGAUUUUAUGCAAAGAGCGAAACCGUUAGUCUUGAGGUUGAUGAGAGAAAAUCGCCAGAAAACGAUUAAUUUGAUUUUGAAUUGUGAAAUGAUUAGGCAAAACUUAAUCAACGGAAACAACGAGAGAAUUAUGGCACAUUCUCAUACCAGGACGACCGUGUAUUCCCACUUACCACAGUUGAGCCAAAAAAAUGUGAAUUGAAGCGAGAGAAUUGGCGAGGCGGAAAAUAUAAAAUUGAUAUUUUAAAAAAAAAGCUUAAAGAAAUCAUAACAUAUAUCAAAAUGAGAAUUAAUUCAGCAGCGCAAAACAAAAACAAACAAUCACAAGGUUAUAAAGUUAAUGGCCUUAUGUUUCCUUCAACAGAAAAUUUUUGCAAGUUAAUGACUAUUGAUUACAAUUUUGAAUCAAUUGUUGAAAAUGCAUCGAGUGAUUAUUUUGACAACAUACCAAAAAUAAAAGUAAUUGAAACGUAUCCAGAUGCUUGUGAAGAGCUUGAUGGAUUGUUUAGAAAUGCAACAGGAUGUUUGAUGUAUGAAGAUGAAGAAACUUCAGAUUAUCAUAUAAAAUUUUACAAAGCCGUACAAAAGAUUUUAAUAGAAUAAAAAUUGUUCAAUGUUAGUCUUAUAUUAAUGUUUGAUAUAAGACUUUCUUUAUUGCCGCUUGAAAAUAUGAGUCAGAAAAAAUAAAAUAAAAUUUAAAAGAUUGUUAUCUAAUCAUCGAGUAAGAUGCCCGUUGAUUUACACAAUCUAGCAAUUGAAGAUUUAAAAAAGAUUAAAAAAGAUAGACCAAAAAACUCAAGAGAGAGUUUGCGCAAUACAAACAACAUCAAGAAAAACAAAAGCUUAUUGCUGAUACAUUGAAGAUAGAAAAUCAAAGAGAUAAUAUUUUUAAAGCAAUAACUAAACCAACAAAACCCCGUGUUAAAACAUUUGAUGAGUAUUUUCAGGAAUGUAUUAGAAACAAAGCAGUUCCUGCUGAUACUCCUCCCUAUCUGAAAAAAGCUCUUGAGCGAGCUCUUAAAGAAUAUCAACAAGGAAUCACUAAAGAGAAAUCAGCUCUUGAAGAUUUUGCUUAAAAAUAUACUAUCGAUGGAGAACCAGGAGUUAUGCCUAUUCAAUGAUUUCAAAGAUAAAGCCCCUCAGAUUUAAGACUUUUUCCGAAGUCAUCGCAAUAUUAAAGUUCGGUUUGUACUAGUUUGUCUCAUGGAGAAACAACAAAUUGAUGAAAGAAAAAAAACCAUUAUUACACAGGAUAAAGCUUAUUUUCAAUGAAAGAAAUAUAGUGAUCUUGAAGCAACAGAUGUGAAAGAAAUACUUUCAAAAAUGAUUUACGAGAUUCUCAAUAAAACUGCUACUUAUCAGCGAAACGGUAGCGCUUGGUAUUUUAAAGAAGUACUCAAGCCUGAAAUUCACACUGUCGAUUACAAACCAAUGAGAGGGUUUUCUUACAUUCCACUUCCGGAUUUUAUUCUAAGAAAAAAGGCGAUUGUUAACAUUCAAAACAAAGACCAAAAAUGUUUUCUUUGGUCAGUUCUUAGAUACCUUCAUCCAAUGGAUAAAAAUGAAAUUCGACUAAAAGAUUUGAGACAAUAUGAAAAUGAAUUGAAUAUGAAAGAUAUUGAUUUUCCAGUCAAAUUAAAAGACAUCAGCAAGUUUCAAAAUCAAAACCCAUCACAUCCAGGAAUUGAUGUCUUUUCAAUAAAUGAAAACAACAAGUUUUACCCCUUGAGAAUAAAUAAAAAAGAUUGUCAAAAAUCAAUUGACCUGUUUCUUUUUGAAAAGGAUGGAAAAUCUCAUUAGUUACAGUCUGUAGUUAUUUAUAACAACACUUUUUCAUGAUUGUUAAGUCUCAAAUAACUUCAAGA